Molecule: messenger RNA, 624 nt
Organism: Staurois parvus
Lineage: Eukaryota; Metazoa; Chordata; Amphibia; Anura; Ranidae
Source: the annotation of a GenBank genome assembly
GCCACCAACAAACACACACAAACAGAGACACCUGUACACACACACAGACAUGUACAUACACACAGAAACAUGUACAUACACGCACAGAGACACAUGUACACACACACACAUACAGACACAUGUAUACACACACAGGCACGUACAGACACGCACAAACAUGUACAUACGUACACAGACACAUGUACAUACAUAAACAGACACAUGUACACACAGACACAUGUACAUACAUACACACAAACACACACACACGUACAUACACACAGACACAUGUACACACACAUACUGUACAUGUACAUACACACAGACACAUGUACAUGCAUACACAGAUGCACACAAACACACACACACACACAUGUACACACACACCCCCCUAUAAAAAGUUGCAGUACUUCAUUGUUCACUCACAGAGCCUGGUACUGCACUCUAGGGGGAGGCAGAGAGCACAGCACACACUCCUUCCUUUGCUUUCACUGCGCUCAGCUAUUGACCAGUCUGACGGCUCCCAGUGCCAAUGACAGAUCCGGCCUGAGCUCCGAGCCUGCUCAGCAAGACGGCCCUGGGGGACACACUCGCCCCCACCAUAAUUUCUACUUGCCAUUGGCGAGCAGGCGAGUGGAAAUUUCA